AUGCAACAUCUUCAAAAUAAAAAGCACCAAGUUUUUUUUACAGAAAGUAAAAGGUUUAAGCGAGGGAUUUUGAAUACAAUAAAUAGACGGCAUACAAUAUGCUGCCUCUAAAGUGAUUUAUAUCACUAGAUCUAAACCAAUUUGAACUUUGAAUUAUUUCAUAAAAGAAGUUAUUCAAGUUCUCAUUCAACAUACGAUCAAGAUUCCAAUUUGAAAGAGGAUGUCUCUAAAUCUUCAAAAGAUGACCAAAAUAACUAAUUUUAAAAAAAUUAAGAGAAUCGUUCUCAAAGUGAGAGCUAAUCAAUCCAUUCAUCCAAAAAAUCUAACCAAAAAAAAAAUGAUGAUGACAUAAACAAUAUUUACUAAAUUCGAUAAAAUGAAGUGGAUUUUUAAUAAUUUAAAUAAGAUUUUUAGUUGGAUGUCCUUUAAUUGGAAGCCUUGUACUAUUACCUUUCAAGAGCUGGCUUCCAACGCUCUGCACCUUUGUAGAUUCCCCCGUACCUUAGUUAUUAUUUUUAUUCUCUAAUUUUAUAUAGAAGUGAUAUAUUUAAGAUUUUAGCUCAGUAUAUCGAUAUGAAAAGUCGAGAUCAAUAAAGAUAGUAAUUAAUGGAAUUGUAAGGGAGAUAUUUCUCAGAAAAACUCAAUAAUUAAUGCCUGUCAUAAAUUGAGUUUUAUAAUUACUUAAUUAAAGAUUAACUUAAUGAAACCAUGGUUUUUGAUCUUCUAGCUCAAAUAAUUUAUAAAUUAAAUUUUGAUUAUAAUUUGCUUCUUGAUGAUUUUUUGAAAUACUUUUUAUUAUCAACUCUAUAAGUUUAGAAAAUAAAAGAAUCUUUAGGAGAUACAAAUAUUUAUAUGAAAAACAAUAUAGCUUUAGGAAAUAUUAGAUUCGUCUUUAAAAAAAAGGGUGGAGAAUUAAUUAAUUUUAAAUUCCCUAUAGGAAAUUUUUCAAAUAUUCAAUUUUAUGAUUAUGUCUAGUUUUUGAAAGAUUUUGCCAAAUAAUUACCUAUAACUAAAUCAAUUCAGUCUUUUAAUGAAUUUCUUAUUGAACCCCAUAGCGAAAGGACAAUGAUAUUAUAUCUUUUGGUAGACUUUGAAUUAAAGAAAACAAUAUUGAGAGAAUUAAAUGAAAGUUUAAACGAUUUAAAAAAUACAAAUUAAAUUCAAAAUCUAAUCCGAAUUUACUUGGAAAUAACUACUGAGAACAGAAUUUGCAGCUAAUGUGUAAGUGUGUUCUAGCAUAUUCCAGUGGAGUUUAUAUGCUAGACAUUUCAGGAAUGUUGUGGGUUGAGAGUGGAUUAAAAAUUUUAAUUUAUUAUUAUUUCAUAAUAUUUAUUAGAUCCUUAAAAACUCAAAAAAUAAAAAAUCAUUCAAAGAAUUUGGAGGAGAGAAGAAAAAAUGAAAAUAAAUAAUACCUAAACAAUAAAUGUUUAAAAACAAGCAGAUUAAACAGAUAGUGUAGUAAUGGUAGAAGGUGGUUUCUAAGAGUAUUUUUAAGAGGACAUAAAAUGUAAUCUAUCAAUAUAAAAAGUUAAUGUCUCAUAAUAAUAACUUAAUGAAUAAAUUAAUUAAUUUGAUCCUGAAUUUUUUGAAAUUUAAACUAAUUCCAAAUAAGAUAAGGAAAAACAAGAACAAUAAGAUGAUACAGAAAUAUAAGAGUAUUUAAUUUGUUAUGAAGAACAAGAACCCCCUGGAUUAGUUUCUGUUUUAUUAUUAAAUUAUAGAUAUUGUUAAGGAGCUAGUGAAAAAUUCAAGAGAAGAAUAGAUCAAAUAUAAUUAGACAACACUUUUUUUUUGAGCAAUGAAUCAAAAUCAAAAACAAAAUCUGGAAGUUCAGAAAAUUCAAAAUCAUCAAAAUAGUCCAACAGAUUAUAUGAUGGGUUGAUUUCUUACAAUAACGAAUUGUUAAACCAUCUACAAUAAUCAUAAAGCAACAACAAUAAGACUUUUAGAUAUAGUAACAAUAACAUAAUAAAGAGAAAAGAUUAAAUAAAUAUGAUGAUAUAAUGCUAGAAAUCAGAUCUGAGUUUUAUGCUCUAUUGAUAAAAAAACUUACAUGUGACUUUAAAUAGUUGAAUACUAUGAAGUUCAGGUUAGACGAAUUUUUUUAUAUUUAUUGGUAAAUAGGACAUUUGUCAGGACACAGAAAAGAUAGUCAUAAAGCUUUAAUAAAAAUAUUUAAAUAAAAAUUAAUGCUUCAUAGUAUUUUGGAAUCUGGAUAUUUUAACAUGAAAUUAUUUUUAAAGGAUUACUUAUUCAUUUAGGAUCUCAUCACCCCUUAAAUUUUAGAGGAAAUAAGUGGAAAAAAUGAAGGGUCUAAAAUUCUAAUUGAUUUUUAUUAAAUCAAAUUUUAUGGAUAAGAAGAAGGGGGAGAGUUUCAAAAAAUUGUUUAUAUAAAUAAUGCUUAGAAUUGUAGCUCAUUAUUGUAAAUAAUUAAUGAGCAAAUUCCAAAAAUAAUCAAAAAGUUUAAAAAAAUUCAAAUAAUUAUUUUGUCAAUAUGUAAGUUCAACAAAAAAUGCAAAGAAGCAAUAAAUAAUCAAGUUCUAAAUUUAUAGCUUCCCAAUCUUGAACUAAAAUAUAUUUCUAUUUUAUAAAAGCCAAAAAAUUAAGGCUUAGAAUAGAAACAAGAGUCAUCCUAAAUAUCAGAGUGUGAAUGGAAACUGUUAGAUGUAGACUUUUUAACACAAAGAUAUGCUUUGUUAAAUGAAGGAUUAUACUCACCUUUUAAGGAGCUGUGUGUGAAUGCUGAUCAGGAGUUGAUGAGUUUUUAUUGUUAAGUAAAUUAAUUUAUUAUUUUAGGUCCAUCCCUAGAAAAAAGAUAAUCUGUGA
Molecule: messenger RNA, 2826 nt
Organism: Paramecium pentaurelia
Lineage: Eukaryota; Ciliophora; Oligohymenophorea; Peniculida; Parameciidae
Source: the annotation of a GenBank genome assembly